This is a messenger RNA of Ramularia collo-cygni, 1395 nucleotides long. RefSeq lists its product as uncharacterized. The transcript has a single exon. The record is from RefSeq and is a predicted model, not a curated record. The coding region runs from base 1 to 1395 and encodes 464 amino acids. Lineage: Eukaryota; Fungi; Ascomycota; Dothideomycetes; Mycosphaerellales; Mycosphaerellaceae.
AUGAAAUAUCAUGAACCGGGAAGACCGCCCGGAGUUGUCAGUAGUGUGGAUGGGAUACACAGGCGAAGACGUACCAUUAACCAUACGUCCCCGCCGCUACUACAAGAAUGGGAACUCCGUGAUCGCUAUUAUAAUCAGCAUGACGACCUUGAUCAUGAACAAUACUUGGUGGAGGAAGUGGAGAGUAAUGAGGAUGAUGAUGAAUACACUAGACGGAGGGGAAUGUAUGAUGAGGAUUACUAUUCCGAGGAUGAACGACACUAUUCACCACCCAUCACCAGUCGGGAGAGAGAAAGGGACGAAGCUCUGAUGCAAUCCGCCUACGCACGAAUCGCCCGAGCGAGAGAAAAGGGCAAGACCAACGUCAAUCUCAGUCAAGAAGAAAUGCAAGCUUUGGAAAGGGGGAGAAUGGGAAGAAGAACGAGUGGACCACAACAGGCUCUUGAGCGCAGGACCAUCCAGCUGCCGGAGCCAUCCCCUCUCGCUACACCACCCAAAACUCCCGCUGCAGCAGCAGCAAUCUCUUCCAAGACAAAGGACAAAGUCAAAGCUACGAGCAGUCGCUCGAGUAGUGCCACCAGUCUCGCCAGUCUGAAAAAGAGUGGAAGGAAGAGUACUGGAUUGAUAUCUUCCUCCCCGGCGAAGAGUAAUUCCAAAGCCAAAGUCCAACGCAAGGGAUCCAUCAGUUUGCCAUCGGAGUUGCACGCUCCGAUUGCCAUGGACCUGCUACAAGCUCCCCCUGGGAUGAGAUUGGUGAAUGGGCCGAAUGGAAUUCCCGUUUACGCCCCGAUUGAGUUGUAUUCGGGGAGGAAUUCGCCCAUUGCGACAAGGAGUCGGAGUGGYUCUAUUCAGAGGAAGGAGAGUAUGCCUGAAUAUCCUCCGAGUUCCAUGUCUACGAGAUAUCGACCGGGUUCGUCCUCUAGUUUGAGAGACGAUGGCGAUGCGCCUUAUGAUUAUUAUGGUUCGCCAGGACGGAGGGCGAGUGUGAGCAGUGCGCAACGUUAUCGCGAUAUGCCUUCAUAUGGGUAUGAGUAUGGGGAACGGCCGAUCAGUCGACAUCAACAUCAUCAACAGGAGUUUGGCGAAUCUCCCUUGUCUGUCAGGUAUGCGGGUCUGAGAAGAGCUGCUCCUCCUUCAGCUACGCCCAUGACGGCGAGGGACAGGGAUCGAAUGCAGAGACUUCCUUCUGGGGAGAGUAGUGCUAGUAGUGAGGGGAGUGAGGAACAAGGGGUGCGGGUGGAAGUUAGAGUUGAGGAGGGUGGUGGGUAUGCUGUUGUGGAGGAGGAUGUCAGUGAGGGGAAGAAGGAGAAGAAAGAUAGUAGGGAGAAGGACAGGGAUAAGAGGGGAGUGUCGGGGAGUGUUAGGAAGAGGAGAAAGGAGGGCUCGAGGAGGUAA